CAAGUCGAGUCCCCGGUUCUUUAAGCGCUUUUAACCAAAAAAAGAAGGGGAAAAGAAAAAAAGAGGAAAGAAAAGAUUUAAAGCUUUAUCGAGUGACUUAGUACGAGGUUAUACGGUACGUACGGUUAGCAACGAUUUGCUGAGCUAAAUAUUAAAGAAUCGUGAAAAAAUUUGUCUCUUUCUUCAUCCAGAGAUCGCAAUGGCAGUUAUACCAGGUACAGUGCAGCAGCAGAAAGUUUCUUGCUGGGAUAGGAUUACAAUGGGUUUCACUAUGGGUUUCUGCGUAGGUAUGACCUCUGGUGCAAUUCUAACAGGAUUUGCAGCAUUCAGAUAUGGAUUGAGAGGAAGAGAAUUGAUAGGCCAUCUUGGUAAAAGCAUGGUACAAGGUGGAGGUACAUUCGGCGUAUUUAUGGCUAUUGGAAUGGGCAUAAGAUGCUAGUAUUUUAAAGAUCAUAUAAACAGAGCGCACCUUUAACUUAACAUAAGAUUAUAAUACAAAGCAUAUUGUUGAUUUCUUAAUAAAAUACUUAUUAAUCAUA
This is a messenger RNA of Vespa velutina, 539 nucleotides long. Its product is annotated as reactive oxygen species modulator 1. The record is from RefSeq and is a predicted model, not a curated record. Gene Ontology annotation, cellular component: TIM23 mitochondrial import inner membrane translocase complex. Gene Ontology annotation, biological process: protein import into mitochondrial matrix; protein insertion into mitochondrial inner membrane. NCBI's taxonomy places the organism in Eukaryota, Metazoa, Arthropoda, Insecta, Hymenoptera, Vespidae. The transcript has 3 exons. Bases 200 to 439 code for a protein of 79 amino acids.